Messenger RNA from Prunus dulcis (almond), 1980 nucleotides. RefSeq names its product zinc finger CCCH domain-containing protein 43-like. NCBI's taxonomy places the organism in Eukaryota, Viridiplantae, Streptophyta, Magnoliopsida, Rosales, Rosaceae. The record is from RefSeq and is a predicted model, not a curated record. The transcript has 10 exons. The coding region runs from base 407 to 1708 and encodes 433 amino acids. Gene Ontology annotation, molecular function: metal ion binding; mRNA binding.
UUCCACAGAACUAAGCAGUGAAGUCCAGAAGACAAAAGAAGCCAAAAUCAAGCACAAGUUGAAGGAAAGGGAAGGGUUGGCAGAGAAGCCAGGCCAGACAGAAUGCAAGAAUUACUUCAGGUCAGGAGGACAACGUCAAAAUCGCUACGCUCCCCAAAAUCCCGGUGACAACGACUCAUUUUCCCCAAAUUCCGACGUUUCCCCAAAUCCCGGUAAUGACGGCGCCCUUCCCCAAAAUCCAGGUAAAGACGACAUCCUUCCCCCAAAUCACGGUGACACUGACUGCGAUCUUGCCACCCUUAGGGAGAUUCUGAGACAUAAGACUGCCCUCCUUGGUAUUAUUCGGAAACUUGACGCUGGCCUCUUUCGUAAUAUUCAAAAAAUCGACCCCGCCGUCCUCCGUGAGAUGCAGGCCGACCCUGCUGAAUGGGAUCCUGCCAUCAUUGAUGCAAUUUGUAAAUUGUCUUUGGAAGAAAAGGAUGAAAGUGAAGAAGAGGUCGAGGUUAGUUGUGGUGGGCCAGAAACUGAAAUCAGAAACGAGAAUAGAUACAAGACACAGAGCGAAGAGAGGGAUGGAGGAGGAGGAGAAAAUAAGAAUGAGAAUGGUGGUGAGGUGCAGAAGAAGGUUGAUGAAGAAAGAAGCAGAAGACAUCAUUAUCCAGUGAGGCCUCCUGGGGCUGGAGACUCUUCGCAUAACCUAAAGACUGGGACUCAUCAGUUUGGAUCCAAUUGCAAGUUUAACCUCACUCGUAGAAGCAAAAACAAUCAGGUUUCAAAGAACAAGAUGAAGGAAAGGGAAGGGUUGGCAGAGAAGCCAGGCAAGACAGAAUGCAAGGUUUCAAAGAACAAGAUGAAGGAAAGGGAAGGGUUGGCAGAGAAGCCAGGCAAGACAGAAUGCAAGGUUUCAAAGAACAAGAUGAAGGAAAAGGAAGGGUUGGCACAGAAGCCAGGCAAGACAGAAUUCAAGAAUUACUUCAGGUCAGGAGGACGUAAAUCCGGAAAUGCUUGUGCUUUAAACCCCAGAAGAGGGGAAGCUUCUGUAGCUCCAAUUCUAGAAAACUUUAUGGGCCUGCCAAUUCGUCCGGGGGAGAAAGACUGUUCCUGCUAUAUGCGAACUCUCUCCUGUAUGUACGGAACGAAGUGCAGGUUUAAUCACCCUGAUCCUACACCUGCAGGAGAAUCUGACCCCCCAUCUGGAAAUGGUAAUGGUGGACUUGCAUCAUUACAAGGUGCAUCGUCAGCAACAGCAGCACGAUGGUAUGCACCAAUAUCAUUGAACAAUGCUCCAAUUUAUGAGCCAAUAAUGAUUCCGCCAUCGCAAGAGUUUCCUUCGCAAAAUACAGAAUGGAAUGGUUAUCAGGCUCCAGAAAGAAGCAUGCCUGCACCUCCACCAUAUGUCAUGAACCACUCAGUGACUGAAACCAACACCUAUGAACAAUAUCCACAGCAGAAGCAAGUUCAAGAAUUCCCAGAGCGACCUGGGCAACCUGUUUGCUUGUACUUCUCAAGAUCAGGGGAUUGCAAGCAUAAAUCUAAUUGCAAAUAUCACCAUCCAAAAAAUCAGACUGCAGUGCCCCCCUCAUGUGACAAGGGCCUGCUUUUGAGACCAGGUCAGAACAUCUGCACACAAUACAGUGCGUAUGGCAUUUGCAAUUCUGGGCCAGCUUGUAAAUUUAACCAUCCGUCAUUAUGUUCUUCCCUUCUGUGACUAGACGACUACAAAUGGGGCAGGAACAUCCGAGAGUAUAAAUAGAACUGAUGCUACAAUCAGCCGCAGGCUGUGUAAAUAAGUUUGCAUGAAACGGCUUUUAGAGCACGUAUCUCUCUGUUAUGUAGUAACUUUUUCUCCCAGCGGCCACAGGCCUUUCAGUUUCGGAUGGGAGAACUUAAUGGAAACAGGGCAUGUAAAUAAUUUCGUAUUUAUGCAUGUUACCUGAAAAUCCAAGUUUAAAUAUCCUCUGAAUUCUAUGGUUACGGUCU